AUGACGUCGAAAGGAGAUGGAAUAGAUUUUCGUUGUGGAGGUACCCUAAUAAAUGCCAGAUAUAUACUCACCGCAGCACAUUGUAUUAUAAAUACUAUGUCUAUAAUUGGAGUUAGGCUAGGAGAAUACGAUUUACGAAACACGGAGGACUGCGAAGAAGGAUACUGCGCUCCAAAAGUGCAAGAUUUCCGAGCGGAAAAGAUGAUGAUUCAUCCGAACUAUAACAAACGGACAUACACAAAUGAUAUAGCGUUGAUAAGGCUAGACUAUAAUGCAAAUUUUAGUUAUUCCAAUAUUAAACCGAUAUGUCUUCCGGUGAGCGAAAUUAAUGACGACCUAACGGGAAAAUCGGCUAUCGUCUCCGGAUGGGGUGCUACGGAAAAAGGUUACAAAAGCCCCAUACUUCUCAAAGUAUCAGUACCCGUGUUGACACUGUCUGUUUGUCAUAAAGUGUACCAACAGUUUGCUCCAAUUACGGAUCAGCAAAUAUGUGCCGGUGGAUACAAUGGUAGAGACUCAUGUGGAGGAGACAGCGGUGGACCGAUGAAGUAUGUCGGACUUGUUGACGGCUCGCCUAGAUACAUACAGUACGGAAUUGUAUCAUUUGGCCCGAGACAAUGCGGUGCCGAUGGGCAACCGGCCAAUAUUAAACCGAUAUGUCUUCCGGUGAGCGAAAUUAAUGACGACCUAACGGGAAAAUCGGCUAUCGUCUCCGGAUGGGGUGCUACGGAAAAAGGUUACAAAAGCCCAAUACUUCUCAAAGUAUCAGUACCCGUGUUGUCACUGUCUGUUUGCCAUAAAGUGUACCAACAGUUUGCUCCAAUUACGGAUCAGCAAAUAUGUGCCGGUGGAUACAAUGGUAGAGACUCAUGUGGAGGAGACAGCGGUGGACCGAUGAAGUAUGUCGGACUUGUUGACGGCUCGCCUAGAUACAUACAGUACGGAAUUGUAUCAUUUGGCCCGAGACAAUGCGGUGCCGAUGGGCAACCGGGUAUUUAUACCAGGGUUGGGAGUUAUAUCCAAUGGAUUUUGGAUAACAUGGAAGAAUGA
Cylas formicarius (sweet potato weevil) is the source of this 1050-nucleotide messenger RNA. Its product is annotated as serine protease grass-like. Gene Ontology annotation, biological process: proteolysis. The transcript has 7 exons. Gene Ontology annotation, molecular function: serine-type endopeptidase activity. The record is from RefSeq and is a predicted model, not a curated record. NCBI's taxonomy places the organism in Eukaryota, Metazoa, Arthropoda, Insecta, Coleoptera, Brentidae. Bases 1 to 1050 code for a protein of 349 amino acids.